This is a messenger RNA of Penicillium verhagenii, 1740 nucleotides long. RefSeq names its product SD08430p. The coding region runs from base 1 to 1740 and encodes 579 amino acids. The transcript has 2 exons. The record is from RefSeq and is a predicted model, not a curated record. NCBI's taxonomy places the organism in Eukaryota, Fungi, Ascomycota, Eurotiomycetes, Eurotiales, Aspergillaceae. Gene Ontology annotation, molecular function: acetyl-CoA transmembrane transporter activity. Gene Ontology annotation, cellular component: membrane.
AUGACACGGAAGAACGCCUCCCUCUCCAGACGCCGUUCCAAACCUAGCCUCAAAGUUGCUACCGGCCUGAACGGCCAUGCGAACGGCACGAUGAAUAACAUCGAAAUGCGCAAACGCGAUACCACUCCCUCAGUUGACUCUCCUGCCGAACGAGCAGCCCGCCUCAUGUCUCGACCUAGUUUCUCCCUAGACGACGAACCUGUCGUCAUUCCUCAAACCCCUAUCCAAACCACCACAAGCUUCCACAACCUGCCCACGAGUGAUCGCCGGAACUUCUUGUUGCUAUGCGUUCUGUAUUUCUUACAGGGCGUGCCCAUGGGUCUUGCUACAGGCUCUGUACCUUUCCUGCUUAAGCCGUAUCUAUCAUAUGGUCAGAUCGGCAUCUUCUCCCUCGCCUCCUACCCAUACUCUUUGAAGCUUUUCUGGAGUCCCAUUGUUGAUGCCGUGUGGAGCACACGAUUUGGUCGCCGCAAGAGUUGGAUUACUCCCGUCCAAGUCAUUGCGGGACUUGCCAUGAUAUACCUGGGUCGUCAUAUUGGCGAAAUGAUGGAGCAGGCUGGAGCGAAUGGCGGUGCGGGAGUCUGGAACUUCACCUACUGGUGGUUUAUGUUAGUGCUUUUCUGUGCUACACAGGAUAUCGCUGUUGAUGGGUGGGCUAUCACUCUCAUGUCGCCUCCCAAUAUCUCCUACGCCUCUACUGCCCAGACUGUUGGCUUGACAGCAGGUCACUUCUUGUCAUACACCGUGUUCUUAGCUUUCAACUCCAAGGACUUUGCCAAUCGGUGGUUCCGUACCAUUCCUGGCGAGGGUGGUCUGCUUUCGCUCGGAUCAUACCUGACUUUCUGGGGUUGGGCCUACCUCAUCGUCACUCUGGGCUUGGCCUUGUUGAAAAAAGAAGACCGUACCAGGGAGCGCGAUAGCAUCAUGGAUGUGUACAAGAGCAUGUGGAGUGUCUUGAAGUUGAAGAACAUUCAGACCAUCAUCAUCAUUCAUUUGAUUGCCAAAAUUGGCUUCCAGGCCAACGACGGCGUUACCAGCUUGAAACUUUUGGACAAGGGCUUUGGCCAGGAAAAUAUGGCCUUAGUCGUAUUGAUUGAUUUCCCCUUCGAAAUUAUGCUUGGCUACUAUGCCGGUAAAUGGUCAACAGACCAUGGACCGAUGCGACUUUGGGGCUGGGCAUUCGUCGGACGUCUGGCCGCCGCUGUCCUUGCCCAAUUCACGGUCAUGAUCUAUCCCAGCGGAUCAGAUGUGCCGUUCUGGUACAUGCUGGUUGUCAUCUUCGAGCACGUGGUAUCCACUUUCAUGAAUACGGUCAUGUUCGUUGCCAUUUCAGCAUUCCACGCGCGUAUUGCUGACCCAAGCAUUGGUGGCACCUACAUGACCCUCCUCGCAACUGUCUGCAAUUUGGGCGGAACCUUCCCUCGCAUCUUCGUCCUAAAAUUAGUCGAUCUUUUCACAAAGGCAACUUGCCUCCCACCCACCACACCACCACCAAUUGACCAGCUGAAAGAUGCUCUCGUCACCUCUGCAUUCUCCUGCGCCCUCGAGCCAGAGAAAAACCGUUGCAUCAACGGCGGCGGCACUUGUAUUGUCGACCGUGAUGGCUACUACAUUACCAACAUGAUCUGUGUACUGAUUGGCACUGUCACGUUUGUGUGGUUUAUUAAACCCGCAGCUGCUAAGCUCCAAAGCUUGCCACUCAGAGCCUGGCGUUUGGUGCCAGGUCCCCAACGCGAAUAA